AUGGAUAACAGAGCAAGGAAAUCGGACAUCAUUCCUCCCCCAGUCAAGUGGAAACCACCUCUGGAGCCUGUUUACAAGGCAAACUUUGAUGCGGCCAUGUUUGAGCAGUUGGGCCUAGCUGGGUUGGGUGUGGUGCUUCGGGAUUCAGGUGGCCAUAUUAUCGCAGCCUUAAGUGAGAAGAUUAAACUUCCCCAAACGGUGGAGCUGGCGGAAGCCUUAGCAGCCAGGCGGGCGGUCCUCUUUGCAACUGAAUUUAGCAUUUUCAAGGUCAUGGUUGAGGGAGAUUGUUUGCGUGUUAUUCAGGCCUUGAACGAGCAGGGCAGCUGCCUUACUAUGUUUGGUCAUGUGGCAGAGGAGACUCGCCGAUUGGGUUCGUGUUUAGAGCUAUGUAGUUUUCAUCAUGUAAAAAGGGAAGGUAAUAAGUUAGCCCAUUCCCUUGCCCGUAGAGCAGUUUUACCUGCAGAUGUGGAUGUUUGGGUGGAAGAACUACCCGAGGACUUGGAUGCUGUAUUCCAGGGUGAUUUUGCGGUGUAA
Messenger RNA from Quercus lobata, 534 nucleotides. RefSeq lists its product as uncharacterized. Gene Ontology annotation, molecular function: nucleic acid binding; RNA-DNA hybrid ribonuclease activity. The record is from RefSeq and is a predicted model, not a curated record. The transcript has 2 exons. The coding region runs from base 1 to 534 and encodes 177 amino acids. NCBI's taxonomy places the organism in Eukaryota, Viridiplantae, Streptophyta, Magnoliopsida, Fagales, Fagaceae.